UCUGAGCCAGGCUCAGCCGCAGUCUCUCCCUCAUGCUCUGAGCUGGAGCUCUCUCUCUCUCGCAUCCUGAUCCUGUGCCUGCUCGCUGGACUGACUGACGGCUCUCUUCAUUUUCACACCGUGUUUCCCUGAUCAUUUCUGGCUGCGGGGUUGAGGAAGAUGAAUAUUGGGAACGGGUCUGCUCCCGGUGCCGAGGUGGAUCCUGCUGCUGCGUUCCUGGAGCAACAUUAUAAUGAGAUCGAUGGGAUCGAGCGGGAGCAGGAGGCGGUUGAGAUCCCGGGCACUGAGGCAGUGCAGAUGCAGGAGAGCCAAGGAUCGGCUACAGGAGAGGUAAUUGGCGAAGUGGAUGCUGUUAAUGGAGACUCGUGUCAGGAGAAUGGGGCUGAUGCAUAUUCAGCUAUUUCACAAGCUGAUAAACUGCCCCAGGAGCCAGACAGUAUACGCAAAUGGAGAGAAGAACAAAUAAAGCAUCUAGCGGAGUUGGAUGCCAACUCUCGUGAAGCAGAACUGGAAUGGAGAGAGAAGGCAAAGAAAGAUUUGGAAGAUUGGUACAUACAACAAGCAGAGCAUCUCGAAGAAAUGAAAACUAAUAACAGGAUUCUGGAUGAGGCUUUCUACAAACAACCCUUCGCCGAUGUGAUUGGCUAUGUCACAAAUAUAAAGCAACACUGCUACAACCUACAACAGUCAGCUGAAGACCCAGAUAUGAGUGAAGGUCAAGAGGGUGUUGUGAGCUCUGAGUGGGAGCAUGUCUUACACCUCUGUGAUUUGAACGCCAAGACCAGUAAAGUGUCCAAAGAUGUGUCACGGAUGCGAUCUGUUCUCAUGUCACUCAGCCAAGUGCCACUGACUCUAAAGUGAAGUCAAAACAGUCAGGCUUGUGUGCUUUAAAUUUUAAUCAGUGGUUUCAAUCUCAAAGAAAUAUUACAUUUCAAUUCCAAAUUGUGUGGGAUGGUUUGUCAGUGUUGAAAUUUGCUGCUUGUGGUUCCUUCCUUUUUCCAAGUUAAAAGUGUUUUGGAAGAGGAACAUGUCUCGGAGAUGAGUUCUGACAGAAUCGAUUAAAUCAUGUAUUUGCUAUUUGCUUUGUGUGAAUUAGUGUAUGUGAUUUUCUUGUUCUGAGAGUACAGGACUGCAGUACAAUAUGUAUUAUUUGUUUCAAUACUGUAAUAUAGUAAAAACUACAUUAUAAAUCUGUUAUCUGUCUAAUGAAAUAAAAUUUAUCAACAAGUUAAUUACAGAGUGAAAAUUCUAUUACUUGUAAUAAUUUUAAACAUUGCUUUGCUUCAGUGUUUUCUUUUGAGUUUGCAGGUUGUAAAUUCGUUCCUGAGUCCAGGAUUUUAGCACAGAACCUGGAACAUUGAGUUACAUCAUGAGGGAGCUUUGCUGUUUCAACAUCUUCCUCUUCAGGCUGGUGUUCAGGCUCCUGGUGUACUAUUAAAAGAUAUUUCUCCCAAUGUCCUGGCCAACAUUGCUAACUCAAACACCAUGAAGAAAUGGACUUUUAUUUGUGAAAUUUUGCUGUGUACAG
Rhincodon typus (whale shark) is the source of this 1528-nucleotide messenger RNA. Its product is annotated as clathrin, light chain A. Gene Ontology annotation, molecular function: clathrin heavy chain binding; structural molecule activity. The transcript is spliced from 7 exons. Gene Ontology annotation, biological process: intracellular protein transport; clathrin coat assembly; clathrin-dependent endocytosis. Bases 160 to 861 code for a protein of 233 amino acids. Lineage: Eukaryota; Metazoa; Chordata; Chondrichthyes; Orectolobiformes; Rhincodontidae. Gene Ontology annotation, cellular component: postsynaptic endocytic zone cytoplasmic component; plasma membrane; synaptic vesicle membrane. The record is from RefSeq and is a predicted model, not a curated record.